Momordica charantia (bitter melon) is the source of this 2144-nucleotide messenger RNA. It is a transcript of the gene DET1, whose product is annotated as light-mediated development protein 1 / deetiolated1 (DET1). Gene Ontology annotation, biological process: carbohydrate metabolic process; protein ubiquitination; positive regulation of proteasomal ubiquitin-dependent protein catabolic process. The record is from RefSeq and is a predicted model, not a curated record. Gene Ontology annotation, molecular function: ubiquitin-like ligase-substrate adaptor activity; ubiquitin protein ligase binding. Gene Ontology annotation, cellular component: nucleus; cullin-RING ubiquitin ligase complex. NCBI's taxonomy places the organism in Eukaryota, Viridiplantae, Streptophyta, Magnoliopsida, Cucurbitales, Cucurbitaceae.
AAAUAAAAAUAAAAAGAAAAAAAAGCGAAGAAGAAGCAGAAGAACAAGGAGAGAGAAAGAACCUGUGCUGUCAAAGCCCUUAAAACCUUAGAGGCUUCUGCAAGCGAUUCCAUUCCACACGCCAAUCUAAACCAUCGCCUCCAUUUUUCCUCGUAAGAUUCCUCAUCUUCUUUAAUGAAAAUCCGCAAGAGUUUCUCUUCAAUCUGAGCCACGAGACGAGAGGAAUGUAUAGAAGCAACAAUGUGGCUGCUAGGAUCUUCGAUCGCCAAAUCGCCACUCCUCCUCCUGGAACCAGCUUUCAUUGUGCUAGACGAUUCUAUGAGAACGUAGUUCCGAAUCAUACUGUUUACGACGUUGAGUGUCCGGACCAUUCCUUUCGCAAGUUCACCGUUGACGGCCAAUACCUAAUUACAUUCAGCAGGAAUCAUCGCGAUUUGAUUGUUUACCGCCCGAAGUGGCUUUCGUUUUCUUACAAGGGAGAUGAAAUCGAUACGUUUCAGGAACUUCCUUCUAGUGCUCAGAAGUUUGAGAGCUUCUUCAACCUGAUUUACUCCGUCUCCCUCGCCUCCUGCAAUGAGCUUAUCUGUAAGGACUUCUUUCUUUACAUGGAGAGUAACCGGUUUGGGCUUUUUGCUACCUCCACUGCUCAAAUCCAAGAUGCUCCGACCGUCGGUGGUGCUGUUCCGGGAGUUCCUUCUAUAGAGAAGAUUACGUUUCACCUCCUGAGAUUGGAGGAUGGAGAAAUCCUUGACGUGAAGGUGUUCGUCAAUGAUUUUGUGAAUUUGGCUCACAAUACGGGCGUCUUCCUCUACGAUGACCUAUUGGCGAUUGUGUCGCUACGCUACCAGAUAAUACACAUUCUUCAAAUUAGAGAUUCUGGUCACCUUGUUGAUGUACGAGCUAUAGGCGCUUUUUGUCGUGAAGAUGAUGAACUUUUUCUCAAUUCUAGCACUCAGUCCGUGGGAGUACCUGAACGAAGCAGAUUGCUUCCAAGUCCUGUUGAGAAUGGCUACCAUCAUAACCACCCCAACACUAACAAUUCUUUUCUGACUGGCCUCAAACAACGCUUGUUGUCAUUUAUAUUCCGCCGAAUAUGGAAUGAAGAAGCAGAUCAUCGCUUGAGGGUCCAGUGCUUGACGAAGAAUUUCUACUUUCAUUUUCAAGACUAUGUCGACUUGAUUAUUUGGAAGGUACAAUUCUUGGACCGCCAACACUUGCUGCUCAAGCUCGGUAGUGUAGAUGGAGGGGUUUCACGAAUGGCUGAUCAUCACCGGGCAUUUUUUGCCGUCUAUCACAUGGAGACCACUGAAAUUGUUGCUUUUUAUCAGAAUUCAGCAGACGACCUUUACGUUCUAUUCGAGCAUUUUUGUAAUCACUUCCAUGCAGCAUCAAGAAAUCCAUUGAGCAUGAAUUUCAUUUCGUCGCACUCCAACAGCAUUCAUGCUCAAGAACAACUAAAAAGCUUGAAACAUAAAGCAGCCAGCUAUUCACAGUUUGUGAAGAAGAUGUUGGUAUCUUUACCGUUCAAUUGCCAAUCACAGAGCCCAUCUCCCUACUUUGACCUUUCUCUUUUUCGGUAUGAUGAAAAGCUGAUUUCUGCAACCGAUCGGCACAGACAAUCAACGGAUCAUCCUAUAAAGUUUAUUUUAAGGCGACCACCAUAUUCUCUCAGAUUCAAAAUUAAAUCAGGUCCAGAAGGUGGAAUAACAGACGGACGAACAAAAGGAAUAUCGUCUUUCCUUUUCCAUCCAUUUUUGCCUUUGGCUCUCUCCGUCCAACAGACAACCUACUUACAUCCUUCGGUCGUCAAUAUUCACUUCCGGAGAUAAAGGACAGACCAACCUGGCCCUUCAUUUUUCCAACACCAAACUGUACAUAUACCUUAUAUUAUAACCCUUUGUUGGAGGUGGAGGGCACUUUUCGAAGUCAUUUAUCAUCACGCGGCUUUUUAAUCUUAAGUUUUGAAAAUUGAGUGUUGAUUAUAGCUUUUGUUGGGCAUGGAUCUUUGGUUCAAAUAUCCAGAUCGAGACUCUAUCAACUCUUUUCAAUAAGAUUUCAGUUUGAAGAAAAAUGGAACAGUUGAAGAUUUGAUCUGGUGUAAUUUAUAUGAAAUGUAAUUAAAAUGACAUGUAAAUUGAUAACUA